GCAGGUGCGCCGCGCGCUGUGGCCCGGGAUGGCUCUGCCGCCGCCAGGGGAGGCCGGCCCGCAGGACAAGAUGUGCUACGCGCCCGAGAGGCUCCAGCGCAGCCCCCAACACCUGGACGCCUACAACAUGCCCUUCCUGCCCUACGGCCACUAUGGGAACUUGCUACCCGCUGCGGAGGAAAAUCUCCAGGCUUUCCCGCCCCGGGAGGCUGCGGUGUCCGAGCCCCACACCGUGCCCCCCUUCACCUUCCGGCCCGCGCCUCCCUUGCUGAGCUCCAGCCUGGCCCUGCAGAGGGAGCCACUCUACGAUCUGCCCUGGUACAGCAAGCUGCCACCGUGGUACGCGAUUCCCCACCUCCCCAGAGAGGUGCCACACUUCAACAGCAGCCACGAGUACAGAGGCGCCACCAGUGGAGACUUGGACCACGUUGGUGGCCAAAGCGACAGUGGCCAGUGUUGUGGACCUGAGAUUUUAAUUAAACCGACGGCUGUGAAUGCUUCCCUGUUACCCGAGGUGAUGAAGACCGCCCAGUUACUACCUUCCUCCCCAGGCAGGCGAUCUGAGGAGGGCUCCAAACUCCCCAACCCGUAUGGAAAGUCGAUUCCCCGUUACCACUUCACCCAGGAGGACCUGCACUUCGUUUUGUUCGGGGUUAUCCCCAGCGUGGAGCACUCAGCCCCUCUGCACCAUGCAAUUUCCGGCUUCCUGGUCCCCACAGACAGCUCUGGUAAAGGCGGUCACAACUGGCGAUCCGAUUCUCUUUGUCGAACUCUGGAUAAAGACUCCCUUCAGCUACCAGAAGGUCUCUGCCUCAAGCAGACGACGUUCGGAGAAUUGCGGCAUUUUGGUGUAUUCUGCAGUAGCCUCAUUGCCAAAGGAGUCAGGUUUGGGCCCUUUCAAGGUAAAGUGGUCAACGCCAGUGAAGUCAAGACCUAUGGAGACAAUUCUCUGAUGUGGGAGAUCUUUGAAGAUGGUCAUUUGAGCCACUUUAUAGAUGGAAAAGGAAAUGCAGGGAACUGGAUGUCCUAUGUCAACUGUGCCCGUUUCCCCAAGGAGCAGAACCUAGUUGCAGUGCAGUGUCAAGGGCAGAUAUUUUAUGAGAGCUGCAAGGAGAUCUGCCAGAACCAAGAGCUCCUUGUGUGGUAUGGAGACUGCUAUGAAAAGUUUCUGGACAUUCCUGUGAGCCUUCAAGUCACAGAACAGGGGAAGCAGGCUCCUAGGUCCUCUGAGGAGUCUGCAGAAGGCUACAGAUGUGAAAGAUGUGGAAAAGUAUUUACCUACAAAUAUUACAGAGAUAAGCAUCUCAAGUAUACCCCUUGUGUGGACAAGGGUGACAGGAAAUUUCCCUGCUCUCUCUGCAAACGAUCCUUUGAGAAGCGAGACCGGCUCCGGAUCCAUGUCCUUCAUGUUCAUGAGAAGCACCGGCCUCACAAGUGUUCUACCUGUGGGAAAUGUUUCUCUCAGUCUUCCAGCCUAAACAAACAUACAAGAGUCCACUCUGGAGACAGACCAUACCACUGUGUAUAUUGUACAAAGAGGUUCACUGCCUCCAGCAUCCUCCGCACACAUAUCAGGCAGCACUCCGGGGAGAAGCCCUUCAAAUGCAAGUACUGUGGGAAAUCUUUUGCAUCCCACGCCGCUCACGACAGCCACGUUCGGCGCUCACACAAGGAGGAUGAGGGCUGGUCUUGCAGCAUCUGUGGAAAAACCUUUCCGAAUCAAGAAGCAUCCUACUCCCAUAUGAAGCUGCAUGAAGGCCACUAGCCCUCAGAGUAUGGAGACCAUGCAAAUCUAAAGGCUAGGAUUCUGUCUUCAUUUUUGUCGCUUUUGGGUGUGUCAAGUGAACAGGUGAUAGUUACACUGAGAUGAGAAACAGAAAAAUGGGACCAGCCAAUGAACUGGAUUUAUCGAUUUAUUUCCUCUGCUUUCGCAGAAAUAUUUUCCACAAAAACGGAGUUUUGGUGAAUCUACCUAGAAAUAGUGAGAGCUGGCUAUUGAUAUAGCUCAAGGGGUCUGGAAACCACACAAACCCUGGGAGAGGGACUGUAUUUUAUUUCAGAAACUGGGAGUAAGUAGAGUUUGAUUUUUGUGAUGAAAAUUACCCUUUCUCUACUAUUUGCUUUGGAUUGUAAUAUGGCUGUGGCCGUUACCUGGUCUAUUCUUCAUAGAAUAAAUUCUUUAAAAAUUCA
Canis lupus familiaris (dog) is the source of this 2190-nucleotide messenger RNA. It is a transcript of the gene PRDM14, whose product is annotated as PR/SET domain 14. Gene Ontology annotation, biological process: regulation of transcription by RNA polymerase II. The record is from RefSeq and is a predicted model, not a curated record. Lineage: Eukaryota; Metazoa; Chordata; Mammalia; Carnivora; Canidae. Bases 29 to 1765 code for a protein of 578 amino acids. Gene Ontology annotation, molecular function: protein binding; RNA polymerase II transcription regulatory region sequence-specific DNA binding. Gene Ontology annotation, cellular component: nucleus. The transcript is spliced from 7 exons.